CAUACCCGAGAGCGAGGUCCGUCGCGGGCAAGGUGAUACAGAACUGAGGUCACGGAAAAUAGCACAUUCUUCCCCUGCCGUAUAUUCAAAAAGUACUCCACUGAAAGUACAAGCAAAUGUUCGCCACCUCCCCAAAGAAGAAGAUCCCAUAUCAUCACCACCAUGUCAUGCGACACAAACUUCAGUCCUUGCCCACCUCGGAACCAGCACUGUUGGAGCAAGAGGUGGUCGAUGAUUUACUAGUGCUGUGUAUAAGGACGAUAUGUGAAGAGGAGGCGCAGAAACAAGGCAUUUCGAAUCCAGCGAUUGAGUCGGUGGCGCUGGAAUCCAUGGCUGCAGCGAUGGACGAAUUCAUGCUCCAAUUCCUCUCUAAGGUCCGGCGUUCCAUGAUCGCUGCCCGGCGUACUUGUCCCAUCGCCCCCGAUUUCGAGACCGCCAUUGAUGUCCUCGACAUCGCUCGCCCGGACGACCAACUCGGCCCAUACCAGACCCAACCCUCCAUUAACCCUCCUUUGUUGCCAACACCGCCUCCUGAAGAUGAAUUCCACAAUGUCGUCGAACUCCCAGCAUCAUUCCUCGGCCCUGGCUUGGACGGGCACGGAGAGCUGAAAAAAUUCUCAUUCACAACCAGGGGCUUGCCUGAGCUGCCUUCUGCACAUACCUAUCGGGACACACCUGUCUACCCGGACCGACAAUCCGACAGUAGGAAGGUGAGAGAACUGGCAACCCAAGAAGGGAAACUCGGUGAGCAGGCGUUGCGGAAGCUUGCAGGGGCCGUCAAACUGGAUGCUGCUCAUCCGCUCGAGACGGAGGCCAUAUCUUCCAAGCAGAAACCUCCCACGAUCAUUCGCCGUAAGAGGUGGAAGACUGGGGUCGAUUUGUCGGAAGAGGCAGUCUUCGAAGAAACGCUGCGCGACUUGCUGACCAAGGAACGUGGUGGUUUUGAGCUAGGACCGAUUGUCAAUUGCGAAAAGGCGUAUCGCAUGCCGGAAGAAUUGAUGGUCAAGAGGCGAGCACCGGGCAAAAAUUCUCAUUCCGAAAAGCCGAGCAGCUCAGGACCGCAUGGAGGUGAUGUGACCAUGCAGCUUUGAUUCCCAGCACCCUUGAUGCUUUGGCAGCGUUGGCGUUUGGUCGGUCUUUCAUAUUGGAAGGGAUGGAUUUGCAUAUGAUACCCCAGGCAGAACCAAAGGAUUCACUUUUUGGACCAAAACGAGUUCCAAUAGGCCGUAAACAUAUUUCCUGGCGAGUCGUCUCUGGCAGCCUUUUC
Cladophialophora immunda is the source of this 1267-nucleotide messenger RNA. RefSeq lists its product as uncharacterized. The transcript is spliced from 2 exons. NCBI's taxonomy places the organism in Eukaryota, Fungi, Ascomycota, Eurotiomycetes, Chaetothyriales, Herpotrichiellaceae. Gene Ontology annotation, cellular component: transcription factor TFIID complex. The record is from RefSeq and is a predicted model, not a curated record. Gene Ontology annotation, biological process: transcription initiation at RNA polymerase II promoter. Bases 117 to 1091 code for a protein of 324 amino acids.